AUGUCUUUCAAAGAUAGAAAAGAUGAUGGGGACUCAGUUGACGUCCAACAUAUAGAUGUAUUACCAGAUGGCCAAACAAGGAACGCAAUCAACACUUGUCUGAUCGUCACUUGCACAGUGGUUGGUGCUGCGUCGUUCCUGUUUGGCUUCGACGACAAAAUCAUCUCCCCAGUUGCUGCAUUGCCAGCCUUUGUAAUGAAGUUUCAAGGGCUCAACUCGGCCAGUGGCGCGUACGUCCUCACAGCUCGCAAUCAAAAUCUGGUGUUUUCCCUUCCGCUUGUUGGUUCUGUGACCGGCGGUCUCCUUGCCUCGCCCUUGAACUUCCGCUUUGGCCGCAAAUGGCCUUUGCUUCUUGCCUACGUGACCUCUAUUGGGGGCGGAUUGCUUCAAGUCUUUGCUCCAAACUUAGCAUGCUUUGUUGGCGGACGUUCAAUCAACGGAGUGGCGUUGGGGCUUGCGAAUGCUACCUACCCCUUGUAUAUCUCUGAGGUGGUCCCUUCAGCUAUACGAGGAAGAGCCGUCAGCGCAGCCAACAUUCUAAACCUCGCAGCCGGGGUGGUUGGUACCGUUGUGGUCUUCGGGACCGAGAAGAUCAAUGGGCCCUUAGCCUUCCAGAUCCCACUUGCUGUUCAAUGUGCUUUGCCAGUCAUUCUCUUCUUUCUGACAACUCUGCUUCCUGAAAGUCCACAAUGGCUUGCUGGCAAAGGUGAUAUGGAACGAGCACGACGCAAUUUGCGCAAAUUACGAGGCUGCAGCGAUGAAGCAGUGGAUAAUGAGCUUCGCGUAAUGACGAUUUCUUAUCAAAACGAGCAAGAAUUGCAAUCUCAGGCCAAGUUCUGGCACAUCUUCCAGCCUCAACAUCUUGGAAGAACUCUGACCGCAGGGUCCUUUUUCUCCUUGAACCAAAUAUCAGGCAUCAUUUUGUCGACAACGUACACAACAGUCUUUCUGACGGAGCUGGGAAUUGGAAACCCAUUCUCCUUGACAAUCAUCGCCUCCUGCUGUACACUUGCCGGGACUAUUGCAGCUCCUUUCGUUAUUGACCGUGCCGGCCGGCGUCCGACUGCAUUUGUUGGAAUGGCAAUUCUGUUCGUCAUAGACGCCGUGGCCGGUGGCCUAGCCUUUAUUCAAGGAAACAGCCAAGCUACCAUGGCCAUUGCUGCGUUAUCCUUCAUUUUCAAUUUCUUCUGGGCAUCUUCAUUCUACUCGUUGUCAAAUCUGAUGCCUUCCGAGAUGGCCACUCCCAAGCUACGUCAUCAUACCAUGUCUUAUACAGUCGCCUGUGCACAAACCACAGCGGUGAUUACCACGUUGGUUGUCCCACAGCUCACAUCAGCGGAUGCUGCAAACCUUGGGGCGAAGACAUACCUCGUUUUUGCAGGUUGCAUGGCUGGUAUAAUAGUGUUUUUCUUUUUCUCACUCCCAGAAACACGAGGUCGGACUUUCGCUGAGAUUGAUGAGAUGUAUGCGGCUAAGAUACCUAUGUGGAAGUGGAGGUCGUAUGAAACCUCGCUGGAGCUGAGGCAACGUGUCUCUAAGGGCGACUGCAAUGAGUAAAGUAUCUGGCAAUCUAUCAAGGAAGGAGCGAGUAGGGUAUCCAUGAUAUUAGGCAAUGACUGAGACUAUCUACC
Molecule: messenger RNA, 1631 nt
Organism: Aspergillus pseudotamarii
Lineage: Eukaryota; Fungi; Ascomycota; Eurotiomycetes; Eurotiales; Aspergillaceae
Product: general substrate transporter
Exons: 3
Coding region: 1-1557 (518 amino acids)
Biological process (GO): transmembrane transport; carbohydrate transport
Cellular component (GO): membrane
Molecular function (GO): carbohydrate:proton symporter activity
Source: RefSeq, a predicted model, not a curated record